Molecule: messenger RNA, 1586 nt
Organism: Argiope bruennichi
Lineage: Eukaryota; Metazoa; Arthropoda; Arachnida; Araneae; Araneidae
Product: spliceosome-associated protein CWC27 homolog
Exons: 11
Coding region: 170-1522 (450 amino acids)
Biological process (GO): protein peptidyl-prolyl isomerization; protein folding
Cellular component (GO): catalytic step 2 spliceosome
Molecular function (GO): peptidyl-prolyl cis-trans isomerase activity
Source: RefSeq, a predicted model, not a curated record
UUGAUUCAUUUCGGCGGAAAGCUUUUAAUAGCGUUUGUUCGAAGCUUUAUUGGAACAAGUUUCCUGUACUUUAAAAAAUAAACAAUAAAAAUUUAAAUAUUAUUUUGUAUUUCGUGGUGUAAAAUGCAAAUUUCUUAUUAAAUGAUUAUACAAGCCAUUUAUUUUAAGAAUGAGUAACAUUUAUAUUCAAGAACCACCAACAAACGGAAAAGUUCUGUUGAAUACAACUGCUGGUGAUAUAGAUAUUGAAUUGUGGUCUAAAGAAGCUCCAAAAGCUUGUCGCAACUUUGUACAACUCUGUCUGGAAGGAUAUUAUGAUGGAACAAUUUUUCAUCGUAUGAUAAAAGGUUUUAUUGUCCAAGGUGGAGAUCCAUUGGGUGAUGGUACUGGUGGUGAAUCAAUUUAUGGGCAUCCUUUCAAGGAUGAAUUUCAUUCUCGCUUGCGCUUUGUUCGUCGUGGGCUGGUGGCUAUGGCAAAUUCUGGAAAGGAUGAUAAUGGAAGCCAAUUCUUUUUUACUCUGGGGGCAACUCCAGAGUUACAAAAUAAAAAUACAAUAUUUGGAAAGGUUACUGGAAAUACCAUAUACAAUAUGUUAAAACUUGAAGAAGGCCUUGUGGAUAUAAAUGACAGACCUCUUUAUCCACACAAAAUAAUAUCAACUAAAGUGUUAUCUAAUCCAUUCCCAGAUAUAGAACCCAGAAUUAAGACCAAACUUGAAGAAAAAGUUCCUGAAAAGCCCAAAGAAAAAGUUCAAAAAAACUUUAAAUUGCUAUCAUUUGGAGACGAGGCUGAAGAAGAUGAAGCUGAAAUUAUGGCUGUUACUGAAAAAUACAAAGGCCAAAGCAAAAGCAGUCAUGAUUUGGCAAAUGAUCCAAAAUUAAGCUCAGUGCCAGCUGUUGAUCUGAAUAAAGACCCAGAAGAAAAGCAGCCAUAUAUAGAUAGUUUGCGUAAAACAUUUGAAAAGGCACAUGCUGAUAGAAUGCAAUCUAAAACUGAUGAGGAAAAAAGGGAAGACUGUGACUCUAAAGUUAAAAAGUCAAAUGAAGAAGAAACAGAUGAAUCUUUGGAGAAAAGGAAAGAAAUUCAGAAACAAAUCAAAGAGUUAAAAAAAGAACUAAGAGGAAAGAAAAAGGAAAAAAUUGUUGUUCCUGAAGAAACUAAUGAAAAAGAAUCAGAAAAGGAGGAGAAUGAUGUCCUAGCAGAAUAUCAUAAACAAUUGGCCAAAUAUAAAUCAAAACCAGUUACACGCAAAGGAACAUCAGAAAGAGAGGAACAGACACUGAAGUUUUUAGAGAGGUUUAAAAGUUCUAUGGAAAAAGCAAAACAAGUUCAUAAAGAUGAGGACGAAGUAAAGUCUGAUGAAGAUGACAAUGAAGCUUGGUUAGCCCAUUGUUUACGUGCAGAUGAUGAAAAAGUAGUUCUUGCAAAGGAUGCCAAUUUACCUGCUGAAGAUCGUUAUGAUAUAUCUGAUCCACGAAAUCCAAUUAAUGAAAGAAGAAGAAAAAAAGCAAAGACAAGAUAACUGUUCAUAUUUAUUAUACAGUAGAGGCAAUGUAAAUAAACCAAUAAAAGACUUUUUAAUUACA